Molecule: messenger RNA, 8749 nt
Organism: Anolis carolinensis (green anole)
Lineage: Eukaryota; Metazoa; Chordata; Lepidosauria; Squamata; Anolidae
Gene: tal1
Product: TAL bHLH transcription factor 1, erythroid differentiation factor
Exons: 4
Coding region: 1171-2400 (409 amino acids)
Biological process (GO): regulation of transcription by RNA polymerase II
Molecular function (GO): RNA polymerase II cis-regulatory region sequence-specific DNA binding; protein dimerization activity; DNA-binding transcription factor activity, RNA polymerase II-specific
Source: RefSeq, a predicted model, not a curated record
AUCAUCCUGAUCCAACUGAAGCUGGUAACAAUUCGAGUUACCAGCUUCAGUUAUUUCUUAUUGAUCACUUAUUGUAUGUAUAUGUAUAUGAAUAUGUAUAUAUAUAUCCACACACAUACAUACAUACAAGGGGCUGCUGAUGUUAAGGCCUUUUCCCAUCUUAAAGACACUUCCGAGCAUCCCUGGUGAUCUCUAACACCUACGUUGGUUGGAAAGACUGCACGAGUGGCAACUGUCGAUCCUCCUCCUCCUCCUCCUUUUUCUUCCCAAAGAUGGACUCUGGGGUUUCUUUCUCUUCUUAUACCGCCAAAACACCCAGGGCCAUGUCGGCAUCGCCCGUCAGCUUCUGGGCCAGGAGGCGAUACAGAAAUAUUACAAAUGAAAGCUCCAAUCAAUCAAUAGGCUCAUCCGCUGGGCUUGGGAUGCACUCCAAAGAAAACCCAACCAGGCGGUGUUAUGGGUGUCCAUUCUUCCAGGCUGAGAUGAAAGAUGUCAGAGUGAAAGGAGUGCUAGGUGGGGAGAGAAGGCACAGGUCCAUCCCCACACGCAAACCCCAGGCCUCUUCUUCCCCGCACAAGGUUUUCCCGGUCAGGUCUCAGUCCCGCUGCCCUUCUUCGAGGACUUUCUCCUCCCCUCCUCGCCUUAAGCCUCCGGGCCAAAGAAGUGCAUCCCUUUGACUUCCCAUCUACACUGACCAUUGGCUGCAGUUUCAAACCGGCGUGGAAGAAGGUGGUGGUCCCGGUGUGCGGAAAUCUUGAACCAGGUUGAGGCCCGGAUGGCGAGGGAUGGCACCAACAAAGGAGGGAGAUUGGGGGAAGCAUUGACUGCCAGGCAUGGGCAGGCUUGGGCUCUAAUUCCAGGGGUUUUGGACUUCAACUCCCGCCAUUCCUAACAGCCUCAGGCCCUUUCCUUUAAGCUUAAGUGGCUGAGGGGGAAAAGGAGAGACCCUCUCUUGCUUCUUCUGCGCGUCUCCGCUUUGGCUCUAACUUUCCCUCUCCUCCUGCGGUUGCUUCCUUCUCCUCCCUCCCUCGCUCCCUCCCUCCCUCCCGGCUCCCCCUUCCUUCCCUCCCCCUCCCUCUGCCUCUUUUUCCUCCUCCCUCCGUCUCCCUGCGCCUCCUUCCCUCCCUCGUCCUCCCGCUCCUCUCGGCGCCUCUGUCUCUUCUCCCCAGGAUGCUGAUGGAGAGGCCCCCCAGUGACCCGCCGCGGGAUGCAGCGCCCCUCGGAGCCGGCGCCGGAGACGAGGGCCUGGGCGAGCCCGACGUGGGCUUGGGCUCCGGCAGCAGCAGCAGCAGCAGCAGUGGGAACGGGGGCGGGGGCAUGGCCCUCCUCCUCCUCCCCCCGGGGGAGCCGGCGCCGCUGAAUGGGGUUGCCAAGGAGACGGGCCGGCCGCCCCCCUCCCCGGCCGCCCCGGUGCCCGUGAUCGAGCUGGUGCGCGGGGGCCGCCCCAUAAGAGGCGCCCGGGGCCCGGCGGGAGGCGCCAUUCUCGCCCGGAACGCCGCGGACCCGGACCGCCCCCACACCGCGCCCGCCUUGGCCCUCGCCCUCGGCAACGGGACGCCCCCCGCCGCAGGAGCAGCGGCAGCAUCCGGAGGAGGAUUCGGAGGGAGCCUCGGCAGCAGCGGCAGCAGCGACGCCCGCAUGGUGCAGCUCAGCCCCGCGCCCGCCCUCCCGCUCCAGCCGCCCCCGCGGACCAUGCUCUACGGGCUCGGAGCCCCACUCGGCCCCGCCGCCCCCGCCGCCAGCGCCGCCAACGACAACGCCAACGCCAGCAGUGUUUUCUUUGGAGAGCCAGACAAUUACCUAAUGUACAACAACCGAGUGAAAAGAAGACCUUCGCCCUAUGAAGUGGAGAUCUCUGAUGGGUUGAACUGGUCGUCUGGGUUGGCAUCGGGAUGGACAUUUCCCUCACAGCACAUUGGCAGACACCGGGGCUUUUUCACCUUCCUCUGGAGCAUUGGGCAGGAUCAUCUGUUAGGAUCAGGUCCUCAUACAAAGGUGGUCCGUCGAAUAUUUACAAACAGCCGUGAGAGGUGGAGGCAGCAGAAUGUCAAUGGGGCUUUUGCCGAGCUCCGCAAGCUGAUUCCGACUCAUCCACCUGACAAAAAGCUCAGCAAAAAUGAAAUCUUACGCCUGGCUAUGAAGUACAUCAAUUUCUUAGCUAAGCUGCUAAACGACCAGGAGGAAGAAGGGAACCAAAGAGGCAAAAUGAACAAAGACACUGGCAUAGUGCAAGAGGAUCUCCUUCAGGACAUGUUGUCCCCAAACUCAAGCUGUGGAAGCUCAUUAGAUGGAGGUGGAAGCCCAGACAGUUUCACUGAAGAGCAUGAGACAAUAGAGCCUAAGCACACAAGAGCUCUUCACCAUUCCCUUCUUCCCAUUGAAAGCAACACACAGCGAUGAUGAACCUACAAAGAGGCAUAGGCAAGCCCUUGAAUACCUGAUAUUUGGAAUUUAUGCAUGCCCUUUCCCCUUCCUCCUCCUUCUCCUCCUCAUCUAAAGAUUGAAAUGGGCACUUCUUAAGAUUUCCAUUCAGGCUCAACAAUCUGAGAAAGGAAAGAGCAACAGGAUGAGAGAGUAACUUGAUGAAAUUCAGUCCCUUCUUUUUUGCUUCAGACCCAGAUGCAGCUUCAACCUUCAAAAGUUGUUUUGAUAUUGGUAUGCUUUUGGAAAGAUUCAGCAUUGUGGGGUUGAAACAGGCAGGUGGCUCAUCGUGUUUUUGUGCCAGGUUUACAACAGAUUUGACUGCUAUUUGGUCCUUGUUCAUAUUACCUCUGUUUCUGCAUUGCAUUGCCCCAUCUCUCUUUCAGUGGGACAGACCAUGCAUCUUCCUUCCUGUGUAUAUAUCCUUGGACACGGAAAUCUUCAAAAAUAAUUCACUAUGUGUGGUGGUAUUUUUCCCCAGCUCACUUGGUGGAAAUUUAUGCAAUCUGUCUUUGGCCUUCAGACAAGAGCUUUGCCUUUUUAAAGGAAGAAAGGAAAUACUUGCUGUGAAGGAACAGUUGACUUUGUAUUGUGGCUUUGCUUUCUGUUGGUUUUGUUUUCAUUUUCCUUAAUAUAGCCCAGUUUUGGAUUGUUUGAGGUCUUGUAUUUAUCAUGUGAAAUUCUUUUGUUCAAUGCCAACAUGCAGUAUCUGCUGAAGGUUUUUGUUUUGUUUUUUUAAAAAAAUAAGGUACACCAGUGUGGAGGCUUGCUUUCCAGCUUCUGACAGUUCACCACAGUGUAUUCUUCUGACAUGGGUGAGCAAUAGCUUUUCCUUAAACAUGUUGUUUUGGGGGUUCCCUGUUUUGUUUUUCAUGAAACAAAAGUGAUGAAAAAUGUGUGUGUGUGAAUGUGUGCAUAUAUACCAUGUAUACUCAAGUAUAAGCCAACCCGAGGCACCUAAUUUUACCACAAAAAACUAGGAAAACUUAUUGACUCGAGCAUAAGACGAGGGUGGGAAAUGCAGCAGCUACUGGUAAAUUUCAAAAAUAAAAAUAGAUACCAAUAAAAUUACAUUAAGUGAGACAUCACUAGGUUAAAUAGUUUUGAAUAUUUACAUAAAACUGUAAUUUAGGAUAAUAAUAAGACUUUAAUAAGAUAAGACUGUCCAACUAUGAUUACCUAAAUACUCGAGUAUAAGCCGACCCAAAUACUCGAGUAUAAGCUGAGGAGGGCUUUUUCAGCCUCUAAAAAGAGAGAGUGGGGGGACGACAAGAUUUCAGAAAUGCAUUUUUGACUUGUUUGGGUUUACUUAGGUAGCAAUGAUCAAGCACAAUCUACCAGAAAAGAAUGGGAGAUGCAAAAUGAGAGAUCCAUAUUCAUUGCUACUGCCAUUGGUCAGCAAAGUUGAGCACACUGUCUCCAGAAGCAAAUGUCCAACCAUGUUGUACCAUGGACUCAUGGACUCACUAGGAUAUUUGCAGGAGAAGCCCUGAACUACUACUCAUUAGAAACUCUUUUCAGAGCAUCUUUGCAUUCUGUUGUGCAAUUUAGAUUUGGGGUUGUAUGUUUUCUAAAUAUUUUACAAAUGUCAGUAUAGCUGUUUCCCAACUGAUUGACAGUUUUUAUGUUUACCAUUGGUUAAUUUUAUUUGAAGAAAGAAUAAUUGCUUUGACAUCUAAACAACUUCAAAGAAGAAUGGUUUACAAUAUGCUGAAUGAUUUCUGGCUUUGAGGGGAGGUUGGAUUUUGUAAAAAAGUUUCACUUUGGGCAAAAAAAUGGGAGGGAGAGAGAAAGGGUUGUGUUUAGUUGUGAUGAGGAGAAAAAGAAAUGGAGAGAAAGAAAAAUGGAAGAAAAAGAGAGAAAGAGAUUGUUUAUCCUAUUGGAUGGUAGACCCUUAAAAAUAAAUACCCAAUGAUAAUUGAAGAGAUUGCUGUGGAAUAAUCGCCUUAUUGCUGCCAUUUUAAAAUGUCUCCUUCAUAUAUAUUUUAUUAACUGGAAGUAACCAGAGAACACAAUCUAUAGACUGGAAGAGAAAUGUGGAAGUCAGAUUAAAUGACUUGUAAAGCACUAAAUUCUAAUUCGUAGGCUGCAGGUAUAAAUAUAAAAUACCAAUUAGGUAAUAAGCCUGACUGAACAGAGAAGUUCAUAUUUGAGUAAACCUUUGAGGCGUGUGCUGUCUCUGUGCUUCACUCAAUCAUUGACUUGUACGUCUGUCGUCAUUAGGCCAUGGUUGGGGUAUUUUUCUUCCAGACUUAGUUGUUCUUUUUCACUGUUUACAAAGACUCUUUUCCUAGAUAAGUAUCUAAAUAGGAAAUUGGAUACAGCUUCAUCUGUCUAUUUAGCCAAGGAAAGCUGUGGCAGAAAGGCUGACUAUCCCACAGCAAAAAGAGAUUUGGAAUUUAUCAAACUGCUAGGCUAACACUAUGUAAGAUAGCAGGAGAAAUACAUUAUGGUACUUUAAAAGGUCUGCUGUGGUUUGAGAAUGAGAGUAUUUAUGUCUUCCUCAUGCCAUGGGAAUACAAUGACAAUGCAGAUCUAUCAGCCUGUAGAGGAAUGCUCAUCUCCAUACUUUAACUUAGCAGCCCUAGUAAUAAUAAUGUGUACAAAUUGGUUUAGAAGGAUUUUUUCCCCAAUGAUUUAACAGUGUCUAUAACAAAAUGCCCUCUCCCAUGAAUCAAGCUGCUAAUAUUCCAAGCUGCUACUCAAUGUAAAGUAAAGGUAAAGGUUUCUCCUUGACACUAAGUCUAGUUGUGUCCAACUUUGGGGGUGGUGCUCAUCUUCAUUUCUAAGCUGAAGAGCCAUCAUUGUCCAUCUCCAAGGUCACAUUACCUUCCUGGUGAAGCGGUACCUAUUGAUCUACUUACAUUUGCAUGUUUUUGAACUGCUAGGUUGGCAGAAACUGUGGCUAAUAGUGGGAGCUCACCCCGCUGCCUAGAUUCAAACCACUGACCUUUUGGUCAGCAUUUUUGCAGCUCAAUGGUUUAACUUGCUGUGCCACCGGGGCUCCUGCUACUCAAUGUAGUAACUUUUCCACAAGAAAGCAAUAAAAACAUGUCUUCUUCACUGAUAUAGUAAUUAAUGCAAUAAGAUAAAGGUAAGGGUAAAGAUUACCUCUUGACAUUAAGUCUAGUCGUGUCCGACUCUGGGGGUUGGUACGUAUCUUCAUUUCUAAGCCGAAGAGCCGGCGUUGUCCGUAGACACCCCCUAUUUUAUCUGUAAGAAUAGAGAAACUUGAAUUCUCUCAUCUGAUUGGUAGUUUCACACUUCUUACACAGCCCAAAUAAAAAAAUCUUUGUGCUGUGGUUUUUAGGCCUGAUCCUGGGGUUAUUUGGGGUGCUGAUUCAGAAAAUUGCAUUGGACAGACUGCACCAGCUCUAGAUUCUUAGAUAUGGUUAUCAUGACUUUCUGUGGGCAAGCAGAUGAAGACUGGUAUAAGGCAUAUGUUCUAUAUCUCAAAAACUAAAGAUGAUAUGGAAAAAAUGGUGCAAUUUUUGGAACCAGCAGGUCAAAUGUACUCAGAAACAGAGCUAACAUUCGAGGCUCCAAAAUGUAUGUUGGUCAGUGUUAUCAAUGAAAUGUGGAUAUCUUACUUCAUGAUUUACUUAUAUUUUCGCUUUACAUCCCAGUUGUACUUUAACUUGGUACCCUUCAGAAAUGUUGAAAUACACACUCCACGACUCACAGGCAGUAUGGACAAUGGGGAGAUGGGAAUUGCAUUCUAAAAUAUGACAGGAACUAAAUUAGAGAAGGAUGUCCUAGUUUGAUCAAAUGGGGAGUAAUCCCAUUUUCUCAUUCUCUUCCCACAGACAACAUGCACAUUAACUAUGCUGGUUAACAUAAUCAUGCUAUAAUUUUUUUCUUAUAAGUAAAGGGCCACAGCAUAGGACAAGCUGGAACAUGCCCAGAGGAGGGCGGCUAAAAUGUUGAAAGAUCUGGAGACCAUGCCCUAUGAGGAGUGGCUGAAAGAGCUGGGUAUGUUUAGCCACAUUCACUCAAAAGGACGUUCCAGUGUGUUUCAAAAUAAACAUGUUUACAAUAGCAACCAUAGAAACAAUCCUAUACCUGUUUAUUUAGAAGCAAGUCAACUGAAUUUAAUGGGGUUCACUUCUGGGCAAAUAUGUACACGAUUCUCACCAUAUUUAAUUAACAUCUCAAAAUGUCAGCAGCAUUCAUGUGAAGAGGGAAGAUAUUUUGUCACCAAAAUCUUUAGAGUGGUAAAACAAAAGAAACAACAAAAAGUAAUGGUAAUGACUGAUGUGUUAACCAGUGUUUACCUUGAUCCACAUUCUACUGCACCAAACUAGGAAAUAUCCUCCUCCAAAGUAAAAACCCAAAGUACAACACAGAAUUUUUCCAUAUGUGUUUUUUUGGUACUUGUUCAAGGUAGUUUUUUUAAAAAAUGUGAAACUAUUCUGCAAAUCUGUGCAAGGAGUUUGUAUUAAAGCAUUUCAGCUGUGCAGCUAGGUGAUUUUUAGAUUUUCAACUUAAUCAUCUUAUGAUAGUACUGAUGGGUGUCUUUUCCUUCUAAAGUUUUGCUAGUCAAAAGUGUUAUUUAACUUAAAUCAGAGGUUGGAAUACUGUUCAUGAUUUACAAAUGUAUUAAUUUCCCAACAAAAUGGAUGGGAAAUUUUGGUGCAGUGCCUAGCAUCUAAAUUCAUUUUGAGAUCAUGAAAGCAGAGGUUUGUAGUUGUUACCACAGUGUGCAUCCAUUUGAUUGCACAUUCCAUUGUGCAUCUGGUUGAGCAAUUUUGCCACUUAGCACAAGGAUUGUAUAAUUCUGUUCAUAUAACCCAGUGGUUUUCAACCUGGGGUCCCCAAAUGUUUUUGGUUUACAACUGCCAGAAAUCCCAGCCAGUUUACCAGCUGUUAGGAUUUCUUGGAGUUGAAGGCCAAAAUCAUCUGGGGACCCCAGGUUGUGAACCACUGAUGUAACCCCAAAUGUGAAGAAUAUACAUAUCUAUACAUAUCUGAGGUAGGGCAUUGGACAAAAUGUGAUUUUGAAGGCAGUGUUGCCUUUUUCCCAGUAAGUCCCUCAGUGAGACUUGUUUCCCCAUGGCCUUCCUGAUAAUAGCUAUAUGCAUGGUUAAGGAGCCUUUCAUACUCUACAGUUAGGAUUCCACUUUAACUGCCAUGGCUACAUCCUAUGGAAUCCUGGGAUUUGUACUCUGGGGAGACAAUAGAAAUUUCUGUGAUUAUUCUAAGUAGCCUUCCUUAAACUGAAAAUCUCAAGGUUCCAUAGGAAUGAAUCACAGUAGUUGAAGUGGAAUCAAAGCACUAUAAUUUGGAAAGCCUCCAAAUUUGGUUUUCAGUUAUAAAUUAAAUGUAGCAGUGAGAAAUCUAAGAGCAAGAGUAAGAAAUAAUUAUAUGUGUAGCUCAACCCACAGAUAAGGACUAUGAAUGUGGACUGGGGCAAGUACAGGAAACAAUGGGAGAGCAGAGGGGAAAAACACUAGGUCUAAUUUUGAGCAAAAAUGUACAUGGUCCUCUAGGAUGUGGCACAAUAAAAAUGUACUACAGUAGCAACUAAAAUAAGUAGCACUCUUCCUCUGGUUCAGCAGAUGUAUAGAAGUCAAAGUAUGAAGGACAAUGGAUUCCCUUUGGUUUCCCUAUUCUCUUUCUUCCUGACUUAGCUUUCCAGUAGAUCUCUAUAGUCCUGGUUUGAGAUACAGGAUGUGUAUGGAUCAAUGUAUGAUGUUAACAUUGCUGUAUCUGAAUAGUAUGGGGCAAGGAGGAAAAUUAUUGACAUCUAGACGCCCUCCCUUGCCCCCCUCCCUCUCCCUCUCCCUCUCCCUCUCCCUCUCCCUCUCCCUCUCUCUCUCUCUCUCUCUCUCUCUCUCUCUCUCUCUCUCACACACACACACACACACACUUUUAAUCCAUGUGAGAGAAUGGUACAACCCAUGUCAUUUUCCAGAAAUACAGUCUCUUUGUAGUCUCCCAGCAUCUGUAUGUCUGGGAUCUGUUGAUGUGUACUUUAUACUGUGGUUUGGAUGGUACAUCUCUACUUUCCCCCACCUCCUUUCUUGCCUGCUCUGUGUCUUGUUGUAUAUAACACACCUUCAAACUGUUCAGUUCUGAGGAAGCAGCACUUUUGGUCAGUGUUGUGCUGUGGGGUAAAUUUCUUUCUUUCCUCCUUUGUUUUUCUGCCCUUUAUAGCAGAAGUUAAGUAACCAGAACUGGUACCUUUUUAUUCUUAUUGACUUUGUAAAGCCCACAAGGUGAUGUACUAUUUAGAAAACACAUUUGUUGUAAUGUGUAUGUAUAUAUAAAUAAAUAAAUAUAUAAUGACUAUAUUGAGGAUAUUUCUAAAUAAAGGUUUACAAAUCAA